GGGGGGCUGGAGGCUCCCCGCCAGCGGUGCGCCGGGCAGAUGUUCGGUAGACGCCCGCACUGCCGCGGCUGGUGGCCCCGAUCUCGCCUCCUCCCGGGCAAACGUGGCCGAGGAAACAGUCGACUUUCCGCGGGUCGGCGACUUGGCGCGGCGGGAGCCCCGCGUCGCUUUUGCCCCAGCCCGCCUCGACCCGCCUCCGGAUUUGGCUUUUGCAGGUCGACAGGCGGGCGGUCAGCCGCUUGGUCCGUCGGUCCCGGCGCGGAGCGAGCCGCCCCGCCGAGCAGGAGCCCGCCGGGACGAUCCGAUGGAGGAAGCCGCGGAGGGCGGCGGGGAGCAGGGGGCUGUCCAGAAGAGGAAGGCCUGGGCCAAAAGCCGAGACUCCUGGCAAGCGUCGGAGGCCGAGCGGCUCUCGCCAGAAGCGCCGAAGCUGAAUCCGGAGCGGGAAGGAGGCAACAUUCCAAAUGAAAAGAUUGCAAUAUGGCUUAAAGACUGCAGAACGCCACUGGGAGCCUCUCUGGACGAGCAGAGCAGCCUUACUUUAAAGGGCAUGCUGGUGAGAAAUGGAGGAAGUUUUGAAGAUGACUUAUCCCUGGGAGCUGAAGCUAAUCAGCUGCACCAAGGUGGUGAACAAAUGGAAAUCUGUAACGGCAUGUUGGCGAAGGACAAGAGGCUUCAGUUUCACCAGAAGGGCCGAAGCAUGAAUUCUACUGGCUCUGGGAAAAGCAGUGCAACCGUUUCAAGUGUGUCUGAACUACUGGAACUGUAUGAGGAGGAUCCCGAAGAGGUUCUCUACAAUCUAGGGUUUGGCCGUGAUGAACCAGAUAUUGCUUCUAAAAUCCCGUCAAGGUUUUUCAGUGCAGCAUCGUUUGCCAGAGGAAUAGAUAUCAAAGUGUUCCUGAAUGCCCAGUUGCAACGCAUGGAAGUAGAAAAUCCAAAUUUUGCUUUGACAAGCCGCUUUCGUCAGAUUGAAGUGCUCACUACUGUGGCCAAUGCGUUCUCUUCCUUAUAUUCGCAAGUGUCUGGCACCCCAUUGCAGAAAAUCGGGAGCAUGAACUCAACAGCUUCCAUCAAAGAGGCAGCCAGCCCGCCGCCUCUAAACCGGAGCAACACCGCGAGCCGCCUGAUGAAGACCCUGUCUAAGCUCAACCUCUGUGGUAACCAGCAGGCAGGGGAAGCGGGCGGCUGUUCGACGCCUUCGCCGGUUGAAAAGGAGAAAUCUGAGAACGGACAGCUCGAGGAUGCCGAUGCUAAAAACGAACCCAAAACACCAAAGCACUUCAAAGCAUCUUCGCUGGCUACGGUCAAAGAGGAAGCACCCAGCAAUCAGCCGAGCACUGUGGAUGUUCUUCCGGCUUCUGAACUUCCUUCUGGAGCUAAUGUUGCACAAGGAAAGCAGGAGGACCACACGUCUUGUGAAGGGGAGCAAAAUACGGACUCCCUUGGUCAUUCAGAUGGCCCCAGUGAGCGAGCUGCUGUCACGGACUCAUCCGGUCUUGCAAGUGAAGUACCGGGCUCAGCCACUUGCGGCCUUGAGGGUGACUCUGAGCUCCCUGCAUCACCACCGGAUAAGGAAGCCUGUGCUCCAGUGGUAAACCCUUCCAUCGUCAGUCUCAUGCUGCAGCAGAAGGAUUCCUUUGAGAUGGAAGAGAUCCAAAGCACCGAGGGAGAGAUCCCUCAUAUGCCUAGUAUGUGCCAGCUGGCUUUAGCGAAAACAAAAAAAGAUCAGCUAUUACGAUCUGCAAGUCAGCAUUCCGACAGCAGCGGCUUUGCCGAAGAUUCUUCCACCGACUGCUUCUUGCUCAACCAGCUGCAGGCACACGAGUCAUUGCAGGCCAUGGGGAGCAGCGCUGACAGUUGUGACAGCGAAACAACAGUUACAUCUUACAGUGAAGAACUCAAAACACCGAUAGGUGAACAGCCAUCCUAUUUCAGUGAGCUUGAUGAGGAGAAAUUCCUCCUUUCGGAAGUAGAACGGCAGAUGGGGGAGAUAGCUUCUGAGGCGAAUGUGGGAGAAGGUGAGAACAUUCCAGAAUGCAAAGCUGGUCAGACUGAAACUGGAGAAGACACAGAGUUUGGCCAGGGACGUUUCCUGUGGAAAAAUGAAGACGUUCCUGCAGAGCAGGUUGCGUUUGAAGUAUUGGAAGAAGACAGCGAAGAAAGUGAUUUAGAUAAAAGCAGCGAGUAUGAGUUUCCUCAGUAUACAACGCACCACAUUCUCAAAUCUAUGUCCUCUAUAGAAAGCACCAGCUCGUCCCCUUCCUCUGCGGACAGGGUUAGCAUUGCUUUGGAAAGAGCCCAGAAGAAGCUAAUCAGUUCAUCCGAUGCUAGAGCUGGGCGCACCCUGCUAAAAUCGAAGGACCUUCUUUUCAAGCACAGGCAUCGAAUGGCUGACCUCAGCUAUCCCCUCCGGCGCUCCCAGUCCCUCCCCACCACACUACUAAACCCCGUGAGAGUUGUCUCCUCCGUGAAUGUCCAGCUAAAUCCAGGAAAACAGAUUCUGUGCAGCCCGCCUUCAUUUACUUACAAGUACGACACCCCUGAAGAAGAGGGGAGGGGAGGCCACGAAGAAGUGAAAUCCACUGAGGAGGCCCAGGACAGCCCUCCCCCGUGCAAAUCCACACUUUUUAUUGCUCCUUCACCCGUUAGGAAAGGAACGUCUCUGCCCGGAGUGAGCAAGGUGGCGGAUGAGCCCUGCCGGAACAGGAUCCACAGCUGCCCGCUGCACUUCCCGGCACACUUGUCUCAGUCCUCGUGUUCACUCCACUCUCUUCAUUCCGAUUGCCUAGAGAGGCCCCUGUGUGCUCACGCGAGAACAUUCAGUACGCACAGCAUCCCCAGUACCCCCGGGUCCAGCUGCAGCGGCUUGCCUUCCCCUUUUGGCUGCCCUUACUCCCUGAGGAGCCUGGGCCACCCCCACCAGCCGCAGCCGGUGCAUUCCCCAUCCACGGUUGAAAUGCAGCUUAGGAGAGUCUUGCAUGAUAUCCGGAGCUCUUUGCAGAACUUGUCGCAGAAUGCUGUGAUGAGAGGUCACGACGUUACGACACCGUCUUACAAUACUCAGAGAUCAUCCAUUCUACCUCUAUAUGAAAAUACAUUCCAAGAUCUUCAGGUCGUACGGAGAAGCCUCAACCUCUUCAGGACGCAAAUGAUGGACUUAGAAUUGAACAUGCUGCGCCAGCAGACGACCGUUUACCAGCACAUGACUGAAGAGGAGAGGUAUGAAGCUGAUCAGCUGCAGACACUGAGAAAAUCUGUUCGGAUGGAGCUUCAGGAAUUAGAAAUGCAGCUGGAGGAACGUCUACUCACUCUUGAAGAGCAGCUUAGGAAUCUACACGUAUCGUCACCUUACAGGUCACAAACGCUGAUGGGCAUGUAUGGCAGCAGAAGUGCUGAUAAUUUGUCGUGCCCUUCUCCGCUGAAUGUGAUGGAGCCGGUUUCCGAACUCAUUAGAGAACAAUCGUUUCUGAAGUCAGAGUUGGGACUGGGAGAACUUGGAAUGGAGACCACUGUGGGAGAGAGUUCAGAAUCUUUCGAUCACGGAAAUUCAGAUUCUUCGUCAGUGUGUUCUAGUCAAGCCAGCCGGAAAGCUGGCCGGCGUUCAUCCGAGACGACUGUCAAGUCCAAGCUCCAGAGCAAAAAAGUAUAUCGAGCCUGUGUCGCCUUGAUGCCCACUCCGCCGGCAAGACCAGGAGCGGCACAAGCCCCAGAAUGUUCUGAGGAGCCCAUAGCCUCCAAAUCGGAGGCUGGAACAAAACUUGACAAGGGGGUUCUUCCACCUCCUGUCGAGGAAGUUCACAGAAGCACGGAGAACGACGAACUGCAGCAAGUCAUCCGAGAGAUCAAAGAAUCUAUUGUUGGCGAAAUCAGACGGGAAAUUGUGAGUGGCCUGUUAGCAGCGGUCUCUUCCCCGAACAGAGGAAGCACUAAGCCAGAAACACAGCCAUGAGUGGGUACCACAGGUUGGCACGUGUUCCGAGGUCACUGUAGAACGUGUGGAUGGAGUUGUCUGUCUGUACUCUGGAGGACAAAAGAGAAGACUGAGGCAUACACUCUUCACCUGUGUGCUGCAUCGUGUCCCCCUUCGGGUCCGCGUGCCACAGUCGUGAUAGUCCUCAUCUUUACUACUGCCCAGGAAUCAUCACAAGAACUCUGGCUGUCCUCCAAGCCUAAAUAUUUAUUUGUAUGUUUUCCUACUGUCCAUUUGUGCAGGUUUUUUUAUUUCUGUGUAGAGCUGUGUUCUUCAUAAAACUUGAAGGUUUCUGGACCCACCCCGGUUUUGAUUAGCCUAGAACUGUCCAUCUACUUUUAUUUUUUUUAACAAAACCCACUGACCUCUGUGAGGUAUUUAACUGUGCAAUAACUGAUUCACUCUGAGAGCUUGAAACGACAACCAAUAAAAAAUUUCACUGCUGUCAUCUAGUGCCACUUCAGAAACAAAACAAAUAACCUGUUGUAGAAAAAAAAUCGCUGUUCUCUCUGGGGAGAAGCUGCUGUUCACAAUGAGUUUUUGAGAAUGAAAUGAACUUACCUGAAAAGAAAAGCUACUACAGAUUGCUUACACUGAAAAGCCUUAUCUCUGUGCCAUAGAUAACCAUUUAAAUGUGUUGCUUCCUUUCAAUACUCUUUUUCCUCCUUGGGGUUGUGCCUUAUUGUUUAAGAAAUGUUUUAAUAUAUAAAUGGACGACUUCUCAGCUAUACCAGGAGGAGAGGUCUUUCCCUCCUUUUAAAAAUUCUUUAAAACACUAUUUUAAAACAAAGGAGUGGUUGUGUAUAACUUGAAGUGGAUUGAUCACUUUGAACGGGGUAUUACGGGGAACCUGGCUCUUAUUUCCCCUACACUUUCCCUGAGGUUUUACUAGAGCCCAGGGCAAAGUGCCAUUGAUUUGCAAUAGAUGAGAUUGGAGGUUGGCAGGGUUUUAGUACAUGUGUGGUCUUUGUCUACAGGACGCUAGAUAGUUGAAAUAUAACAAUAUUGGAAUGCCGUUGGGAUUCCUUAAGGUUUUUUGUUUGUUUUCAGCUAAUAAAAAUAUUUUAAGAUUGUAUGUGUAUUAAUGACUAGUAAACCUAUAACAGCAAUAUCGUAUGGGGAAAGUAUGUCCAAAGAUUUAUAUGUGUGUUUGGAAUACACCUAAGGGCUGAUAUUCUUUUUAAAGGGGGCUGUUAGACCAAUAAAAUAUUUAU
Messenger RNA from Gekko japonicus, 5181 nucleotides. It is a transcript of the gene ITPRID2, whose product is annotated as sperm specific antigen 2. The coding region runs from base 305 to 3946 and encodes 1213 amino acids. The transcript has 18 exons. Lineage: Eukaryota; Metazoa; Chordata; Lepidosauria; Squamata; Gekkonidae. Gene Ontology annotation, molecular function: signaling receptor binding. The record is from RefSeq and is a predicted model, not a curated record.